This is a messenger RNA of Glycine soja, 981 nucleotides long. RefSeq lists its product as uncharacterized. Gene Ontology annotation, molecular function: nucleic acid binding; zinc ion binding. Lineage: Eukaryota; Viridiplantae; Streptophyta; Magnoliopsida; Fabales; Fabaceae. Bases 1 to 981 code for a protein of 326 amino acids. The transcript is spliced from 2 exons. The record is from RefSeq and is a predicted model, not a curated record.
AUGACUCUUAAAUCACCCAAAGCAAUUUGGGAUUAUCUGAAAGAGGAAUACGCUGGAGAUGAUAGAAUACAAAGCAUGCAAGUGCUAAAUUUAAGGAGGGAAUUUGAGCUUCAAAGGAUGAAAGAGUCAGAGACAAUCAAAGAAUACUCAAACAAAUUGUUAGGUAUUGCCAACAAGAUAAAGUUGUUGGGAAGGGAUUUUGUUGAUUCGAGAAUUGUAGAGAAAAUUUUGGUAACGGUGUCGGAGAGGUAUGAAGCAUCUAUAGCUUCAUUGGAGAACACAAAGGAUCUGUCGAAAAUCACAUUGGCAGAAGUGCUACACGCCCUGCUAGCUCAAGAGCAACGAAGGUUGAUGAGGCAAGAUCGUGUUGUCGAAGGUGCUUUGCCCGCCAAACAUCAUGAAGUUGAUGAAAGUAAAAAGGAUUUUUUCAAGAAGAAUCAACCAGCAAGCAGCGAAAAUAAUGCAAACAACCAAAACAAAGGUAAGGAUAAAAAGAAAAAUUAUCCACCUUGUCAGGAUUACGGAAAAUUGGGUCACCCACCAUACAAAUGUUGGAAACGGCCAGACGCAAAGUGUAGCAAGUGCAAUCAGCUUGGACACGAAGCUAUAAUUUGUAAAAGCAAAUUUCAGCAACAAGAAGCCGAUGCCCAAGUUGUUGAGCAGAAGGAAGAAGAUUAUAUUUUUGCUGCAACAUGUUAUUCGAUGAGGAGUAGUUCUAAAUGUUGGUUGAUUGAUAGUGGUUGUACGAACCACAUGACAUAUGAUAAGACUCUAUUCAAGGAUUUGAAGUCAACUAAUGUCUCAAAGAUCAUAAUUGAGAAUGGUGACUAUAUUCCAGUAAAAGGAAAAGGAACUGUUGCAAUUUCAACAUGUUCAGAUUAUAAGCUUAUUUUCAGCUCACUCUGUCUCCACUACGUUCGUCUCGUGUUGACUAAUGGUUACACUGCACGCCCUCUUGUAAAUCUACGCUACACCACUUAA